AGUAAAAUCCUCUUUGGAAAGUCCAUAGCCAAAAAAAAAAAAAAGAAGAAAAUUGCAGGGAGCUUUGAGCUUUGCAAAAAUCUCCCUCCCUUUUUCAUUGUUCUUCAUCAAAUUCCCCAUUAUCCCUUUCUUACUUUCUUCUUCUUCAACCCUUUCAUCUUUUCAAUUCCUUUUUUCAGUUUUUUUUUUUACUCGAAUGUUACCUCCAAACCCUAGCCUUUUCCACGCCAAGCCAUCUCCGCUCCUCCCUCUCCUUUCCCGGACCUCAUUUCGCUGUUUCGCCGCCGCCGGAGACGCCCCUUCCGGCCCAACAUUCCGUAAGUGGUUCCAAUUCCCGACCACGACAACAACUUCCGACAACGUUUACGGAGGUGGUGCGCGAAUCGGGCAAGAAAUCAGCUACGAAGCUCCGGCUGGGAGUAGCAUCAAGGUCAAGAAAUGGUCGAGGGACACAGAGAGUUAUUUGACUAACGACGAUGAACCUCUUCCCCUUCCCAUGACUUACCCUGAUACUUCCCCUGUUGGACCUGAAGAAAUCGAUAAGCGACUACAAUGUGACCCUGAAAUCCAGGAUUGUAAGGAAGUGGUUUAUGAAUGGACUGGGAAGUGCAGGAGUUGUCAAGGGACUGGACUUCAAAGCUACUAUAAUAAAAGAGGGAAAGAGAUUAUUUGCAAAUGUAUACCUUGCCUUGGAAUUGGUUACGUGCAAAAGAUAACAGCUCGGAAGGAUAUUGAAGUGAUGGAGGAUUUGGAUAAUGGAAAGCCACCUUGAACAUGAAGAAGGCUUCUUUUUCUUCUUUUAUUUUUUUGGAAUAUUUUGUUAACUUCCCUGAGUUGUAUUUUUCUAAUACCUUUUUUCAACAUGUCAUGUAAAAUUUAUUCUUUUACAUGGAUAGAGGGUGAAAGAGAGCCACCUUGAGAGGGAAAAAAAGGGUUUAGGGAUUGGUCUUGUUGAGACUUAAAAGAGGGAAAAAGGAAUUGCUUGGAACUUUAUUAAAGAAUCUAUUCCUAUGGCUCAUUAAAGCAUGAAAUAGUAACCUUAAAUGCAA
This is a messenger RNA of Gossypium raimondii (Peruvian cotton), 1049 nucleotides long. Its product is annotated as protein disulfide-isomerase SCO2. The transcript has 3 exons. The record is from RefSeq and is a predicted model, not a curated record. The coding region runs from base 197 to 772 and encodes 191 amino acids. NCBI's taxonomy places the organism in Eukaryota, Viridiplantae, Streptophyta, Magnoliopsida, Malvales, Malvaceae.